Melampsora larici-populina 98AG31 is the source of this 780-nucleotide messenger RNA. RefSeq lists its product as uncharacterized. Gene Ontology annotation, cellular component: mitochondrion. The transcript has 6 exons. Bases 1 to 780 code for a protein of 259 amino acids. NCBI's taxonomy places the organism in Eukaryota, Fungi, Basidiomycota, Pucciniomycetes, Pucciniales, Melampsoraceae. The record is from RefSeq and is a predicted model, not a curated record. Gene Ontology annotation, biological process: mitochondrial proton-transporting ATP synthase complex assembly.
AUGUGUAGUUUCCUUCUUGUUGACUCAUCAUCGAGGCUCAUUCAUGUUUUUUUCUUCGAUCAAGAGGCGGAAGUCUCUAUGCAACGAUUUUGGAAGACAGUCGAUAUACAUCCUUCAGAAGACGGAAAUUUCCACAUUCGACUUGACCAAAGGAAGUUAGUCACACCUUCAGGAAAUCAAUUAGUCAUUCCUCGAUCGAAAAUUGCUCUAGCUGUGCUUGUUGCUCGCGAAUGGGCAGAACAACGUAAGAUCUUGAAGCAACAUUCAUUACCGUUGACCUCCUUGGUAUCCAGGUCGAUUGAUGGGAUGAAAGUUGAAGAUCGAGACGAGAUCAUUGAUUCCCUCCUCAACUACCUAGACACAGAUACAGUUUGUUUCUUCGAAGAGAAACCUCAAAGAUUAGUAGAUCUGCAAGACAAACACUGGAAGCCUUUAAUCGAGUGGAUCAGUCAAACUUACUCUGUCAAUCUCAAGAUUCAUCAUGAUUCUAUCCUCUUUGCCAAGCAGUCACCUGCGACCAAAGAAGCCCUGAGAUCGGUGGUGAUGCAUUUUGAUCGGUUAAAGCUCGCCGGGUUUGAGCGAGCAGUGCAUGUCACCAAAUCAUUUGUGAUAGCACUAGCAUUAGUCGAAGGCAAACUUACUGUGGACGAGGCAAGUGAUGCAAGUAGAGUGGAGGUUUUGAGUCAGAUCGCCCGAUGGGGUGAGGUAGAAGAUACCCAUGAUGUCGAUUUUCAAGAAAUUCGGAUGAAGCUGGGCAGUGUUACCUGCGCAUUGAUAUAA